UAACGGUGAAACGUAAAUGAGUGAGCAUCGAAGCGUACGCUCACUCCAUCACUACAAACGGCAAGGCUCACGGGCAGCCUGUGCGCGCAUCAAUGAUGUUCUUGGCGUCGCUCGCCAUAAGAAGCCAACCGCGCCACACUGCCCCUCUACCCUACAUCCCUAUACUGUCUGCUCUGAUCUGCUACGACACACAGCUGCUGUCCCUGCACCCGUACCCCGAUCCAGCGAUCGCAUCGCAUCGCAUUCGCAUCAUGGGCCUCUGCCUGUCCGUGGCACUCUGGAAGGAGAAGCUCUACGGCGGCAGCCGGUCAGUGCGGGGCCGCGUCGUCGUCCAUAAGGUUGCCGGCGUGGAGGGUGGUGACUGCGAGUACGGCAUCUUGGGAGGCGACGCCGAUGGCGUGCUGGGAGUAGAGCAGAAGCCGCCGGCGGCGGCGGCGGUGGCGGCGGUGGCUCCGGCAGCGGCGGCCAUGGGCAUGAGAAGUGGCGGUGGAGUGGAGGGAGCUGCCGCUGCCGUGUCCGGCGGCACUCCGGUGCGGCCGAUAUGGCAGAGGAGGGUGCUGAUGGGCGUCAAGUGCCAGCUGCCGCGGUUCAGCGGGAUGAUACUCUACGACGAGAGCGGCCGGCCGGUGUGCAGUGGCAUCAGGGACAGAGCGCGUGACCAGGAGAAGCAUGCUGCGGCGAUCUCAGUGCUAAGGGACCUGCUCUAGUCUUCAUCAUCGGCACGUGGUGGCGAUUCUAUUGAGGGGAUAUGCAUGUUUGGUUACUCUACAUGUACGUCUUUAUUAAUGGGUUGCAUGUUUUUUUAAAUUAGCCAGCUUGGUAAUAAAAUCCUUUGUAUUUCGUGCUAUGGGCGCCAGCUUUUUGUAUAGACUACUAUGUCUAUAUGCAUGUUGUGGCAAAUGUCUAUAUGUCCGUUUGGCUGAAAAGUUAUGACUGAAAGUACAAAGUCGCUGAUUUAUUA
Sorghum bicolor (sorghum) is the source of this 961-nucleotide messenger RNA. RefSeq lists its product as uncharacterized. Bases 93 to 707 code for a protein of 204 amino acids. The record is from RefSeq and is a predicted model, not a curated record. NCBI's taxonomy places the organism in Eukaryota, Viridiplantae, Streptophyta, Magnoliopsida, Poales, Poaceae. The transcript has 2 exons.